AUGUGCCUUGCUGAUUCUUUAAAACUUGAAAUUAAAACUCUCACAAAGGAAGUGAUGCUAAAGGUUUCGUUAUGUUUUGGUCACGAUAUUAUAAUAAAUAACAGUCUCCCUCAAACAAUAUGCAGACCUUGUGUGGAGAAGAUAGAAGAUGUCAAUAUAUUUCGUCAGAAAAUUAUACAAAAUCAAAAUAUCUUAUUAAAAUGGUUAAAGGAUGAUAAUAAAGAUGGUACAGUUGAUGAUAAUGAACAUGCAAAGUUAGAAAACAAAGAAAAUGAAAUAUUAAUAGAAAAUUCUAAUAUAAAAUUAGAACUAAAUGAGCAUGUUACUAAAGAAAACAGCAGUCCAAGUAAAUAUGAACUCGGUGACAAUGGAGAAAAAAUGGAUUCAGAAGAUGACAAUAUAUCUCUCUCCAUGAUAAAAAUAUCACAAGGAAACAAAGCAGAUAGUAACCAAAAUGAGAAGCACCCCAUAUCCACUUCAAACAAUGAAUCAAAUGAGAAAUCAAAUGGGCAACUCGAGAUAUAUACAAACUUCCCAUGCUUAACAUGUUAUAAAGUCACCGGUUCACAUAUUGAACUACUGAGACAUUAUAACGAAGAGCACAAACAUGCAGACAAAUUGCUAGAAGGAAAGACAUCCACGGAAGAAAAGUAUAAAGCUGUUACAUCUGAUGAUGGUUCUAUUCAAUACAAAUGUUCCAGUUGUGAAAAGUUAUUUGACAGCAAAAGAAAGAUCAAUAGGCAUACAAUUUCUCAUAUCGAAGACAGACCAUUCUUGUGUAAAUUGUGUGGUCGCACAUAUAAAACUGCUUCGGAGAUUGUGAGGCACGGGAGAGCUCACAGCGGCUACAAAGUUCCCUGCAGGUAUCAGUGCGGAUACAGCACAGUAUAUUUAGGUGCGCUGAAGGAACACGAAAGGCGGCACAGGACUGACUAUACGUACACCUGCGAGCAGUGCGGAAAGGGUUUCCAAGUUCUGACCUGGUACGAGCAGCAUCAGAACAUCCACACGGGGCUGAAACCCUUCGUUUGCGAGCUGUGCGGCGUCGCGUUUCACAUGGACAGGUAUUUAAAGGCGCAUAUGACCACAGUUCACCCUCAAGCCUCCAGCCGGAGGAGAUUCGUCUGUCUCCACUGCUCCAAACCCUGUGACUCGAAGAAGUGCCUUACGAUACAUUUGAAGGAGCACGGAAUAACGACUAAGUUCCUUUGCGACGUGUGCGGGAAGGUGCUCUCCGACGCCAGCCAGCUGAAGUUCCACAGGCGGAUGCAUCUCAACGUCAGACCUUACAGCUGUUCAGAUUGCGGCAAAUCGUUCGCGCGCCGCUGCAACCUGUCGCUGCACUCGCGCACCCACUCUGCACAGAGGGCGCACGGGUGCCCGAUAUGCGAGCGCCGCUAUUCGCAGCGCUCCACUCUGCGUCGCCACGUGCGCAGAUUCCAUAAGGGCAAUCUUGAUCCGGCGGAAAGUGAAACA
Iphiclides podalirius (scarce swallowtail) is the source of this 1476-nucleotide messenger RNA. The record is from the annotation of a GenBank genome assembly. Lineage: Eukaryota; Metazoa; Arthropoda; Insecta; Lepidoptera; Papilionidae.